Messenger RNA from Aspergillus fijiensis CBS 313.89, 1473 nucleotides. Its product is annotated as pantothenate transporter liz1. Gene Ontology annotation, biological process: transmembrane transport. The transcript is spliced from 5 exons. Lineage: Eukaryota; Fungi; Ascomycota; Eurotiomycetes; Eurotiales; Aspergillaceae. Gene Ontology annotation, cellular component: membrane. Gene Ontology annotation, molecular function: transmembrane transporter activity. The record is from RefSeq and is a predicted model, not a curated record. The coding region runs from base 1 to 1473 and encodes 490 amino acids.
AUGGCAGACCACUGUUCAACAUCGAGUGCUACAAAGCGGCCUGACACCAAGAUAAGUCAGGUUGUGGACUCCAGCCCACCACCGCGCCGCACGUUCCGCUCCUUCAUCUGGGACACAGAUACGCACCUGAAAACCCCCGAGGAGCGACGCUUGCUCCUCAAACUCGACGCAGCCAUCCUCAGCAUCGGAUGCCUGGGUUUCUUCAUGAAAUACCUUGACCAGGGAAACCUGGCCAACGCCUACGUCUCGGGGAUGCAGGAAGAACUCGGCAUGUAUGGCAACCAGUACACCUACGCCGGGACCCUGUACACGAUCGCGUAUGCCGUGAUGCAGAUCCCGAGUACGCUCAUCAUCCAACGCGUGCGCCCGAGUAUCUGGCUCGCUGGGAUGGAAGUCGCCUGGGGCGCGUUCACCUUCGCUCAGGCAGGGGUCCGGACCGUCCCCCAGUUAUAUGUGUUUCGGUUCCUGAUCGGCCUCUUCGAGAGUUCCUUCUUCCCGUCCCUGUUGUACCUGCUGGGCAGCUGGUAUACCAAGACCGAGCUCGCGAAACGCGUGGCACUGUUCCACAUGACCGCGCCCCUGGGCACCGCGUUCGGGGGGUACCUUCAGGCGGCCGUGUAUGAGAACCUCAAUGGGGCGAGGGGGAUCGACGGCUGGCGCUGGUUGUACCUUGUCUGUGGGUGCAUGACCGUUCCUGUGGGUCUGGCGACGUUUCUGUUCCUUCCUGACACACCGUAUACCACGCGGGUGUGGUUUUUAUCGGAGGAGGAGCGCGAGCUAGCCAAAGCGCGCGUCAGCAGGGCGGGCGUCGCGCCGCCGGUGAAGAUUACCUGGAAGACGUUCACAGGCGUGUUGAACUCGUGGAAAUGGUAUGCUUUUGUCAUUGGCUAUGUGCUGUACGGCUCCUCCUGCGGCGGCAACGGCUACUUCGCCAUCUGGCUCAAGUCAGAGAACUUCUCUGUGGCCGAUCGCAACCUCAUUCCGACGGGGACUUCGUUGAUCUCCGCCGCGUGUGUGGUGCUGUGGGGGUUUCUGUCCGAUUAUACCGGAAGCCGGUUUGCUUGGGUGCUUAUCCCGCUGAUAUGGGGCCUCAUCCCCAACGGUAUCCUGGCCGUCUGGCCCCACAGUCUCGCACUGAAGGAAUUCGCCUUCCUGACCAUCGGGAUGCAGCUCAUGACCGCAGUAUUCUACUCGUCGGCCAACGAAGUAUGCGCGGACAACAACGAGCAGCGCGCGGUGGUGAUCAGCAGUAUGAAUGGCUUCCAGUACGCGGUCGCUGCCUGGCUGCCGAUUGUCAUCUUUCCGCAGACCAUGGCCCCGUCGUUUCGGUACGGCUUCCCGGCCACGUUUGGGUUGGUGCUAGCGGCCAUCAUUAGUGUGGUGGUAAUACAGCUGUUUGUUUGGCGGGAUGAGCGGAGGGCGAAAGCACGUCUGGCGAGUCUGGGAUCGGAUGAUGAAGGGGUUGUUGCGUGA